AUCCCUGCAUUUGCGAGUGCAAGGGGGACGGACAGUCGGCGCUCCGUCGUGAAAGAUGGCUUUGUUCGUGAGGAGCAUCUGCAAGACUCUCUCCCAGGCUACUCAAAAGAGUACAGUUAGAGCUUUACAUGUAGGGACAGUACGGCAACAGGAAUCAACAGUUGAACAAGAAGGAAAGUUAAAAUGUACCUUGAUACCGGGAGACGGCGUUGGACCAGAACUCGUGGUUGCAGUCCAAAAUGUCUUCAAAGCUGCGGAUGUCCCGGUUGAAUUUGAGCCUUACUUCUUGUCUGAAGUAAAUCCAACUUUGAGCGCCCCUCUGGAUCAAGUCUCUAACAGCAUCGCUAGAAACCGAGUUUGUUUAAAGGGUAUCCUAGCAACUCCGGAUCACUCUAUGACAGGAGAAUUGCAGACAUUGAACAUGAAAUUACGUAAGAGCUUGGAUUUAUAUUCGAACGUGGUGCAUGUAAAAUCUCUGCCAGGUGUCAAAUCGCGUCACCAAAACGUCGACUGCGUUAUCAUAAGAGAACAAACAGAGGGGGAGUAUUCUGCGUUGGAACACGAAUCCGUCAAAGGGGUGGUCGAGUGCCUAAAGAUCGUGACUGCUGCAAAAAGCCAAAGAAUCGCAAAGUUCGCCUUUGAUUAUGCCGUAAAGAAUAAUCGUAAGAAAGUCACAUGCGUUCACAAAGCUAAUAUAAUGAAGCUCGGCGAUGGACUCUUCCUCAAAUCGUGUCAAGAAAUUGCAAAAAUGUAUCCUAGGAUUACGUUCGAGACGAUGAUCGUCGAUAAUUGUACUAUGCAAAUGGUCUCUAAUCCACAUCAGUUCGACGUCAUGGUAAUGCCGAAUUUAUACGGAAAUAUCGUAGAUAAUCUCGCAUCUGGUUUGGUCGGCGGUGCUGGAGUUGUCGCAGGUGCCAGUUACAGCGCUGAAUGCGUCGUCUUCGAACCGGGUGCGAGGCACACGUAUUCCGAGGCGGUCGGUAAAAACGUCGCGAAUCCAACGGCGAUGUUGUUAUGUGCGGUGAAGCUUCUGAAUCAUGCAAAUCUCAAGCGUUAUGGCGAGCAGAUCCGGGAGGCGUUGAAUCGUGUGCUAAAUGACGGAAAGGUGCUCACGAAGGAUCUAGGUGGGCAAAGCUCGACGACGGAUUUCACCGCUGCUGUAAUAAAUAGUCUGCGCUAACGAUAAGACAACAUAGGAGAACAUAGGAGAUAUAGAUCCAGCGUCGCAAACUCAUUUUUCUUGAGAUUUCUGGAAAUCUGGAAUGAUUGUACGAAUCGUAGUGCCGCAUCCGUUAUAAAGUAUCUGUAACUCACAUAAGUCAUAAGAUUUGUAAAGGUAAAAAUAAUCCUAGAAAGAUCCGUAACUAUGCAAAUUUCUAUUUGCAACAGUAGAACCCUCUGUUCUGCGAACAGAAAGAAGUCCAAAGUUCUCUGCAGCUGCAGAAAUUCAACUGCGAUAUGCGUAAUUAGUUAUAUAAUAAAUAAAAAAUUGUAUAAUAUCUAUAUAUAAAUAAAUUACGCUUAUCUUACAUCCUAGGAA
Pogonomyrmex barbatus (red harvester ant) is the source of this 1540-nucleotide messenger RNA. RefSeq names its product isocitrate dehydrogenase [NAD] subunit beta, mitochondrial (gene Idh3b). Gene Ontology annotation, biological process: tricarboxylic acid cycle; isocitrate metabolic process. Gene Ontology annotation, molecular function: magnesium ion binding; oxidoreductase activity, acting on the CH-OH group of donors, NAD or NADP as acceptor; NAD binding. NCBI's taxonomy places the organism in Eukaryota, Metazoa, Arthropoda, Insecta, Hymenoptera, Formicidae. Gene Ontology annotation, cellular component: mitochondrion. The record is from RefSeq and is a predicted model, not a curated record.